ACAAGGUGAAAGGUCACGGCAAUGGCGGCGUUGCGAAUGUAAACAGUCUGGUCUGUUGGAGGACAGCUCACAAGUAUGAGGCUGUUGUCGCAGGUGGUGAAGUCUGCAGUGAGUCAGAAGGAGUGGAGCCGCAGACACUUCUGGGGUUGGCUCAAUGCUGUUUUCAACAAGGUGGACUACGAGAGGAUCAAAGCCGUCGGUCCGGACCGAGCCGCCGCCGAGUGGCUGCUGAGAUGCGGUGCCAAAGUGAGGUUCCAGGGUUUCGAGCGCUGGCAUCACGACUACAACGGACUGCCAACUGGGCCUCUGGGCCGAUACAAGAUCCAGGGAAUUGAUGCCACCGAAUCCUGCAUCAUGUACAGAGGGUUUGACCACCUGGAAGGUUUGAAACACUUGGAAGAAAUAAAGCUGAGUAAGUGCAUGUACAUAGAAGACACCUGUCUGGAGAGGCUGAGCUCAAUGGAGAACCUGCAGGAGAGCCUGUACAUGAUGGAGGUGGUGUCGUGUGGUAACGUGACCGAUAAGGGCGUCGUCGCUCUGCACCAACUCAGGAACCUGGAGUAUCUGUUUCUCAGCGAUCUUCCUGGAAUCAAAGACAAGCAGACGACAGUGGACAGACUGCAGACGGCGCUUCCACGUCUGGACAUUGCGCUGGAUCUGGACUGAAACAACCUCCGCGUUCUGGUUUUAAUGUAAUAUAGAUGUAAAGGUUGUCAGAGUCAAAGACCCAGUUUAGAAGGAAUGGACUUGCAGGGCUUUGAUGGUGUGGCAUGUGGAUCCUUCAGCUUUUGUUUGCCUGCAAGCGUGAUGCUGCACAACAUUCAUUAGCUCUUUUUUUUUUUAAUGAAAGAGUGCAGGGCAAAGCUGAUGUCUCAUUUCUGCUCUCCGGUCAUCAAUUAAACCUCGAAAAACUCAUCUCUGUGCAUCAAAA
Molecule: messenger RNA, 931 nt
Organism: Stegastes partitus (bicolor damselfish)
Lineage: Eukaryota; Metazoa; Chordata; Actinopteri; Pomacentridae
Gene: dmac2l
Product: distal membrane arm assembly component 2 like
Exons: 5
Coding region: 76-666 (196 amino acids)
Source: RefSeq, a predicted model, not a curated record